UCUAAAAUAAACAACUUAUUUCAAAGAUAUUAUAAACUUGUGAAAAAAACAAACGAAAAAACUAUGGCUUCAAAAAAUUGUGUUAAAAUAUCCUACAAAGGUCUUACGCGCCAAGUUUUAUGUGAUACGAAAUUUCAAUAUGAUGAACUUUUAUUAACAGUUAUGGAUAAAUUCAAUAUAAAUAAAAACCACAAAUUGGCCAUUGAUUUCUAUGAUGAACAGGGUCAUAAAUACAACAAGGAUACAUUUGAAUAUUUUCUUCUACUCUUUCCAAAUCCACAAAAAAUAUUCUUCAUACGUUUGGAUUCUUCAAAAAUUAUAAAUCUAUCUGCAGCAGAGGACCAGCGCUCUUUAUUGGAUGAAGAUGAUCGUAAGCCUUUUGGUAAAUCGAAAUUAAAUAAUAGACAGACAGAUAAACCGGAAACGGACACUUAUUGUGAAGCUGUUCCCGUAAGAAGACAAAAUUGUUUUCUUGGAGAAAUGCCCUCAUCUACAAUCACACAACAGCUAACCACUUCAAAUAAUCGAAAUUCCUCUCACAACAUAGCUUUGGAAAUUGUCAAAAGAAUGCGUCUUCUUAAGCAGAGUUCACCCAAAAAGAAACAUUUAAAUAAUCCUACAGUUUUUAAACGCUCAAUGAGAAUUUAAAGCAAAUUUCUUUUAAAUACCUAACUAGAGUUUAAGUUACAACUAUCUCAUGUUUAACAAAUCAGAACUGAACAAUAAGUUUAAAACUAAAUUAUAAAUCCUAUGAAAUAUUAUUUUAAUUUUUGUAU
Molecule: messenger RNA, 776 nt
Organism: Lucilia sericata (common green bottle fly)
Lineage: Eukaryota; Metazoa; Arthropoda; Insecta; Diptera; Calliphoridae
Gene: Corp
Exons: 1
Coding region: 64-648 (194 amino acids)
Source: RefSeq, a predicted model, not a curated record